CAUUUUUAUCCGACGCAAAUGCAGAUCGUGCUUUGAGCAUCGGAUCCGAUAUCAAAAACAUACCUGCGGAGGAUGAACUUAAUGCCUGGUUGGCUGCUGCUUCUAUCCAUCUCUGCUGGGGUCUGGUCAGUGCCUAUUGAUCGCAAUGGAGACAACCAGGAAGCUAAAGAGGAAGUGCCAGAGGAGAAUGGGGACACUGGCCUGUACUACGACAGGUAUCUCAGAGAGGUGAUCGAGGUUUUGGAGACAGACCCUCACUUCAGGGAGAAACUGCAAACAGCAAACACAGAGGACAUCAAGAGUGGGCGUCUCAGUAAAGAGCUGGACCUGGUCAGUCAUCAUGUGAGGACUCGCCUGGACGAGCUGAAGCGUCAGGAGGUUUCCCGCCUCAGGAUGCUGCUCAAAGCCAAACUGGACAGCACCAACACACAGAGUCUGCAGAUGGACCACGCCUCUCUGCUCAAGCAGUUUGAACAUCUGGAUCCCCACAAUCAAAACACCUUUGAGGCCAAAGACCUCGAGCUGCUAAUCUCCACGGCCACCAAAGACCUGGAGAACUACGACGCAGAGAGGCACGAGGAGUUCAAACGCUACGAGAUGCUGAAGGAGCACGAGAGACGGGAGUACCUGAAGGGCCUGGACCAGGAGAAGAGGGAGAGAGAGGAGAAGAGAAUGCAGGAGAUGAAGGACAAACACCGCCAGCACCCCAAAGUUAAUGCUCCGGGUAGUGUCGCUCAGCUACGGGAAGUUUGGGAGGAGACAGACGGACUGGAUCCUCAGGAGUUCAACCCCAAAACAUUUUUUAAACUGCACGAUACAAAUGAAGAUGGUGUUUUAGAUGAGCAGGAACUGGAGGCUCUCUUCACUAAAGAGCUGGAGAAGGUCUACGACCCAAAGAACGAGGAGGACGAUAUGAUGGAGAUGGAGGAAGAGAGGCUGCGGAUGAGGGAGCAUGUCAUGAAGAAUGUGGACACAAAUAAAGAUCGUCUCGUCAGCCUGGAAGAGUUCCUUAAAUCCACCGAGAAGAAGGAGUUCAGUAAUCCCAAAGAGUGGGAGACUCUGGAAACCAAGCCGGUGUACACAGAGGAAGAGCUGCAGCGAUUUGAGGCUGAACUCAGAGACAAAGAGGAGGAGCUGAAGAGGAAGGCAGAGAAUCUGCGUCAGCAGCAGGAACUGCUGAAGGAGAGAGGCAAAGCCCUGGAGGCCCAGAGGAGAGAGUACCAGCAGGCAGUGUUAGAGAUGUCCCAGAGACAGAAGGAACAGCAGGCGGCAGAUGGGCAGCCUCCUGCGGGUCCUAAUGGAGAACUCCAGUUCCAACCAGAGGCACAAAAAGUGGAAGAUAAAGAGGCAAAAGUCCCAGCUGAGCACCAAGCCGAGGCCCAGAAUAAUCUGCCCGCAGAGCCUCCACAGAAUCUGCCUUUACACACUUAACGCAGCACGCUCUGACAGCCUUAACACACACACGCACGCACGCACGCAUACACACACACACACACACACACACACACACACACACACACGCUCACUCCGAUUUGCACUGACACAGAUAGCCAGAUGGGUUCCACAAGCUAAAUAACGUGAACUGUGUGUAUACAUUCAGACAGACUUGACUUCAUGAAUCAUGACAUAUUGUACUGUGUGUUCAUCUCUGUGGUCGACAUUAGAUUUAAAGAUCUCUAAAUAACAGUGUAUGUAUUUUCAGGAAUCCUCCGUUUCUGUGAAGUUUUCAUUAAUGCAGGGUCUUCAGUGUAAUAUCACUAACAUCAUCAAAUAAAGUCUUAAUUUAAAGCCUCGAAACCAA
Plectropomus leopardus (leopard coralgrouper) is the source of this 1801-nucleotide messenger RNA. It is a transcript of the gene nucb1, whose product is annotated as nucleobindin 1. Gene Ontology annotation, cellular component: endoplasmic reticulum-Golgi intermediate compartment; extracellular exosome. The record is from RefSeq and is a predicted model, not a curated record. Gene Ontology annotation, molecular function: calcium ion binding. NCBI's taxonomy places the organism in Eukaryota, Metazoa, Chordata, Actinopteri, Perciformes, Serranidae.